Molecule: messenger RNA, 1041 nt
Organism: Panicum virgatum (switchgrass)
Lineage: Eukaryota; Viridiplantae; Streptophyta; Magnoliopsida; Poales; Poaceae
Product: 17.5 kDa class II heat shock protein-like
Exons: 1
Coding region: 241-804 (187 amino acids)
Biological process (GO): response to heat; response to salt stress; protein complex oligomerization
Source: RefSeq, a predicted model, not a curated record
AUUCUAGAUCCUUCCCCAAGCGCCAACGCCGCUCCCUCGCCGCGCCGCACGCCCAGCCCCUUUCCCUUUCAGAACCUUCCAUCGCCUUCCAGACUUCACCUUACCUCGCCGGCAUAUAUAGCCAGCCCUCUCGCCUCCUCACUCCCCGCACCAAGAAGCACACGAACACCAGCAAUCCACAGAUCAACCAAACCAAACAACAAAAUCGAUCGAAGAGAGGCCAAGAUCCGCGGCGGCGAGAUGGACGCGAGGAUGUUCGGGCUGGAGACACCCCUGAUGGCGGCGCUGCAGCACCUUCUUGACGUCCCGGACGGCGAGGCCGGCGACAAGGCGAGCGCGGCGGGGAGCGGCCCCACGCGCACCUACGUCCGCGACGCGCGCGCCAUGGCGGCGACCCCCGCCGACGUCAAGGAGCUCCCGGGGGCCUACUCGUUCGUGGUGGACAUGCCGGGGCUGGGCACCGGCGACAUCAAGGUGCAGGUGGAGGACGAGCGGGUGCUGGUGAUCAGCGGCGAGCGGCGCCGGGAGGAGCGCGAGGAAGCCAAGUACCUGCGCAUGGAGCGCCGGAUGGGCAAGUUCAUGCGCAAGUUCGUGCUGCCGGACAACGCCGACAUGGACAAGAUCUCUGCCAUGUGCAAGGAUGGCGUCCUCACGGUGACCGUGGAGAAGCUGCCGCCGCCGAAGCCCAAGAAGCCCAAGACCAUUGAGGUCAAGGUCGCCUCUGAGGAUCAUGAGGUCAAGGUCGCCUCUGAGGAUCAUGCAGUUGUGGCGAGUGCUGAGGUCAAGUCAGAGCAGUGCCAGUGAGUUGUGGCGAGUGCUGAGGAGAAGCAUGCAGUUGUGCUUGUUUCCUUAUGUCCCUCUGUGUGUCAGUGUGUGUGUCUACCGCCUACAUAUCACCUAUCAGUUGUGCUUUGUUUGAUGCAUGCUGGGUUUGAAACUUGUAUUGCAAAAGAGAAUGCAUGAUGCUUUCUGAAUAAACUAGAAAUGGUCGCGGCGACGUCGCCGCGUGUGGCCGGUGGCAGUGGACGAGCCGGUGUAGUA